UAAAACCUGGUGCCCCCCACGCCCCGCCCGGCGCAGCGCCCCCUUCCUUGGCUGCGCCUGGAGGGGAACCGAAAGGACAGGGUGCGCGGGAGGCACGCAGAGCUUGGGGCUGCCUGCGCUCGCAUCGCCUGGGGAAUUGGCUGUGGGCGAGGCAGUCCCGGCUGCCCUUUAUCGCUCGCUGGGCUCGUCUUUUGAAACUUUAUCAGUGAGUCUCACCACUAGCCGCAGACGCGAGCGGCGGGGGGGCGGGGGCGCAGAGGCGCCGGCAGCCGUGACGAGGCGCUCCCGGAGCUGAGCGCUUCUGCUCCGGGCACGCAUGGCGCCCGCACACGGAGUCUGACCUGAUGUAGACGCAAGGGGGUUAAUAUGAACGUCCCUCUCGGUGGAAUCUGGCUCUGGCUCCCUCUGCUCUUGACCUGGCUCACUCCUGAGGUCAGCUCUUCAUGGUGGUACAUGAGAGCUUCAAGUGGCUCCUCUAGGGUGAUGUGUGACAAUGUGCCAGGCCUGGUGAGCCGCCAGCGUCAGCUGUGCCACCGACACCCAGACGUGAUGCGCGCUAUUGGCCUGGGUGUGGCUGAGUGGACAGCGGAGUGCCAGCACCAGUUCCGCCAGCACCGCUGGAACUGCAAUACCCUGGACAGAGACCACAGCCUCUUUGGCCGGGUCCUCCUCCGAAGUAGUCGGGAAUCUGCUUUUGUUUACGCCAUCUCCUCAGCUGGAGUUGUAUUUGCCAUCACCAGGGCCUGUAGCCAAGGAGAGUUAAAGUCCUGUUCCUGCGACCCCAAGAAGAAAGGAAGUGCCAAGGACAGCAAAGGCACCUUUGACUGGGGUGGCUGCAGCGACAACAUUGACUAUGGGAUCAAGUUCGCCCGUGCGUUUGUAGACGCCAAGGAAAGGAAAGGGAAGGAUGCCCGAGCCUUGAUGAACCUUCACAACAACAGAGCUGGAAGGAAGGCUGUCAAGCGGUUCUUGAAGCAAGAAUGCAAGUGUCACGGAGUGAGUGGCUCGUGUACUCUGAGGACAUGCUGGCUGGCCAUGGCUGACUUCAGGAAAACAGGCGACUAUCUCUGGAGGAAGUACAACGGGGCCAUCCAGGUCGUCAUGAACCAGGAUGGCACUGGCUUCACGGUGGCCAACAAGAGAUUUAAGAAGCCAACGAAAAAUGACCUCGUGUAUUUUGAGAAUUCUCCAGACUACUGUAUCAGGGACCGAGAGGCGGGCUCUCUGGGUACAGCAGGCCGCGUGUGCAACUUGACUUCCCGAGGUAUGGACAGCUGCGAAGUCAUGUGCUGUGGGAGAGGCUAUGACACGUCCCACGUCACCCGGAUGACCAAAUGUGAGUGUAAAUUCCACUGGUGCUGUGCUGUGCGCUGUCAGGACUGCCUGGAGGCCCUGGAUGUGCACACGUGCAAGGCCCCCAAGAGCGCUGACUGGACGACCCCUACAUGACCCCAGCAGAGGGCAUCGUCUGCCUUCCUUCCCUCAAGGACUCCAAUUGCACCUGCAAGGACACUGGACUUCUGUGUUGUCUCCGGGGGGCUGUUUCUUCAGGCAUAUGGCCUUCUCGCCACAGAAACCCCUUUUCCCUCUCUGGGAGCCCCAGGACAUGCUGCAUAGAAGUAUACCCUGUUCUGUCUAUCUUGAGCAUUCUAAGGUCACCUCUCUUCUUCCUGCUGACUUCUUUUUGGAAAUGACAUGACAGGCUGUUUUAGGAGGAGGGUCACGGGCCCCCACCACUGUCACCUAGACAUUUCCUCUUUCCUCUUUGGCCAUGGGGAGAAACAACAUCACAUAGUAGAGGAUCUUUCUCUGUGUCUUCCCACAGAUUAUAAUAGAUAAGAAAGUCCAGGCUUUCCUCUGGGGGUGGGGGUGGGUAUGGAAAACAGAAUCAACUGUACCAAAUUGACUUGUAUUUGUUAAGAAGACCAACCAAGGGCUUUUCUAAGUAAUAACUGUUGCUACUGUCCUUGAUGAUUGCCUGGAGAAGAAUGGCUUUCAAUAAACAUCAGGCUAAAAACA
Myodes glareolus (Bank vole) is the source of this 2019-nucleotide messenger RNA. RefSeq names its product Wnt family member 2 (gene Wnt2). Gene Ontology annotation, molecular function: frizzled binding; cytokine activity. Lineage: Eukaryota; Metazoa; Chordata; Mammalia; Rodentia; Cricetidae. Gene Ontology annotation, biological process: canonical Wnt signaling pathway; neuron differentiation; cell fate commitment. Gene Ontology annotation, cellular component: extracellular region. The record is from RefSeq and is a predicted model, not a curated record.